GCCCGUUUCGCAAGAGCCGCGCUGAUUGGGCGCAGCGCGGCGGCGCCGAUGGAAGCCUCGUGCUGAUUGGCCGCGCGCCGUCCCCUCACGGAGAGCCGAGCAGCGGGGCCGGCGGAGCGGGGCCAUGGCGGAGCCGGGCUGCGGGGAUCAGUUCCAGGCGGCCGUGCGCGUCAUCCAGGGGCUGCCCCGGAGCGGUUCGUACCGGCCUUCCUACGAGGAGAUGCUGCGCUUCUACAGCUACUACAAGCAGGCGACGGCGGGCCGCUGCCAGGGUCCCCGGCCCGGCUUCUGGGACCCCAUCGGGCGGUACAAGUGGGACGCGUGGCACAGCCUGGGCAGGAUGAGCAAGGAAGAGGCCAUGGCCGCGUACGUGGCCGAGAUGAAGAAGGUGGCCCAGAAGAUCAUCGACACGGUGCCGCUGGACGAGACGACGCAGGAGAUGUUCCGCUACUUCGAGCCGCUCUACGAGACGAGCAGGAGCAGCCGGCUGAGCACAGCCAGGAGGAGCGAGCGGGCGGCCCGGCCCCGGAGCGCCUGGAGGACGCGCUGCCCGGGGAGCAGCAGGACGGGCAGCAGGCGCCAGGUUGGUCUCCCCGGUGUGGCCAGCACCCGGCAGAGACCCCACGGAGGAGGCAGUGGCGACGGGGCCGGGCCGAGCCUCCGUCCCAACGCAGAGCUGUUGGCUUCAGGAGCAGGGCUGGCUCCUGCUGCUGACACGUGCCAGGGCAGCCAGGGCACCAGUGACUCCGAGGGGGAAGUGUUCUGCGAUACCAUGGAGCAGAUGGAGCCUGAGCAGGCUGGGCAGCUGCUGGCCGAGCGGGGGCUGUCCCCCAAGAGCGUCCCGGCCGGGCGCGUGGCUGGGCGGGCAGAGCGGGGUGAAGGCAGAAGACGGGAGGGGAGCGGCGGUGCCAACCUCGCAGCCCUGGGCUCUGACGGAGCUCCGUGCUUCCCCUCCAGGACAGAUCCCCAUUAUUGUCCCUCAGUGUGUCUGAGGGCUGUGCUGAAUGCUCUGCAUCCUUCAGCUCCGGUACCACGCGGCCCCGCCAGCAGCGUCUGCUCGGUGCCCUUGGAUACGGGUGUGCCAGAUCCUCAGGUUGCCAGGGCAGAGCAGGAUGCGGGGACCCCCCCUGAGCCCACGGCCGUGGACCAGUGGCUGCUGCCGGAGCUGGACGCCCACGUGGCUGGCACCGUGCGGGCCCUGCAGGACGACAUGCAGCGCGUGCUGGAGCGGCUGAGCGAGCUGGAGCUGCUCACCUCUGUGCAGGGCCGAGGCCGCCCUCGAAUCUGCCCCAGGUCCUGGUUGCAUCGCAGGACGGGGACGCGGUGGCCGGAUGGGGUGCCCAGCCCUGGCUGUGCCCCAGAACCCCUCCCGUCUUGCAGGACACAUCUGAGACCGAUCCCGGAGAGCCGCUUGCUGUGCAGGCAGCGUCCCCGUGGCCCCUACCCGCGUCCCCGCACACCCUCCUCUUCCUCGUGGCCUGGCCCUUCGUCACCCAGUGGCUGCUGCGCCGCUUGCGGGGGAGGAAGAGGUGACACGUCCCCAUCGCGGCCUCCCAGCGCCCCACGGAGCCGCCACCGUUCCCUGUUCUGCUGCUCCCGCACCGCGAGGGCCGCCCCGCUGCCAGCUGAGGGCGGCACAGCCGCGGGGCCCCGGCCGCUCCGUGCUGCCGAGGAGCGCAGCCGGGCUGGGGCCGCAGGGCGACCCGCGGGGGCAGAGAUGGCAGCGGGGUCGGGGCGCUGCCGGGCGGGGGCUCGGCCCUGCCCCCCCGGAUUAAAGUUGCCUUUUCAGUGCGGUUCUGGCUGUGUGUGUGCUGCCCGGGGGGGGGCACCUGCGGGGACGCCCCGCCACGGCACCGUCCCUUUGUCACCCGGCCGCGCAGCCCCCGCGGGCGCCGAACGAGGCCGGGGCGCUGCAGCCGCACCACCCGUGCAGAGCCGGGCCCAGCGCCAGCCCCGGCCCCCCCGCUUCGGUUCGGUUCGGUUCCCCUGCACGUGACACCGUCGUAGCGCGACGCCAUCGGGUGCAGCGGGACCCCCCCCUCACACCCGGUGCCGGCUCUUGAGGGGUGGCAGUCAAUGGCCCACACCCCCCCCCCCCGGCGGUUCUCCGCCCCCGGGGUCCCCAUUCCACGCUCCUGGAGCUCCCGCUCCCACCCUCCCCCACUCUCCCUCAAAAAAGGGACGCGGCGCCUUUAAGAUGGGACUCGCUCCGCUCGCGUUUGUUUACAUCUCCCUCCGCGCGGCCUGGGCGCAUCGCACAGCGCCCGUUCCGUGAUUCCUCCGCCCGAGCACCCCCCCACACCACUCCCUUCUUUCUCCCUUUGCCCCCUGCUUCUGUCCCCCGCUCUCCCCGCUCCCCGUGCGGGCUCCGUGGAACGGUCCCGGGGCGGUGACGGUCGAAGCACCGCUCCGUGCCCCUCCGCGCGGCGCGGACUCGUUCGGGCCGUACCAGGGCGGGGCGGGGGGGGGCGGAGCGCUGCCCUCAUUGCGGCGCUGAAGGUCGCUGAGCCGCGCGCCUGCGGCUCCCCCCUCCGCGCGUGGUACGGACCCGUCCCGCCCCCUCUCCGCUAUUGGCCGAGCAGCGCGAGCGACGUCCCGCCUCGCCACUCGGCGCUCGGCUACCCGAACGGCGAGGGGGCGUGUCUAAGCGGUACGCCCCUCCCCUCGCGCGCGGUGAUUGGCUGUAGGGCGGGGCACGCAGCGCGCCUGCGCGGGGCGCGCGCAGCUAUAUAAGGCGGCGGAGCGGGAGGGGAGCGGCAGUCGGGAG
Messenger RNA from Numida meleagris (helmeted guineafowl), 2767 nucleotides. RefSeq names its product acyl-CoA binding domain containing 4 (gene ACBD4). Lineage: Eukaryota; Metazoa; Chordata; Aves; Galliformes; Numididae. Gene Ontology annotation, biological process: fatty acid metabolic process; autophagy of peroxisome. The transcript has 11 exons. Gene Ontology annotation, molecular function: fatty-acyl-CoA binding. Bases 125 to 1996 code for a protein of 623 amino acids. The record is from RefSeq and is a predicted model, not a curated record.